Messenger RNA from Triticum aestivum (bread wheat), 1942 nucleotides. RefSeq names its product protochlorophyllide-dependent translocon component 52, chloroplastic. The record is from RefSeq and is a predicted model, not a curated record. The coding region runs from base 116 to 1717 and encodes 533 amino acids. Gene Ontology annotation, molecular function: chlorophyllide a oxygenase activity; 2 iron, 2 sulfur cluster binding. Lineage: Eukaryota; Viridiplantae; Streptophyta; Magnoliopsida; Poales; Poaceae. The transcript is spliced from 7 exons. Gene Ontology annotation, cellular component: cytoplasm.
ACCGCAGCCGCAACCCCAGCCGCGCGCGCGCGCAUCCCUCCCUCCCGCGCGCACUCCCCACAGCCACACAGGUUCUUCCCCUGCCGUCGGCCGCCGCGGGAUCGGACGACGCGCCAUGGAUCCCCUCUCCCUCCUCGUCCCCCGCGCGCGCCCUUCGCUCCCGCUCCCGCUCCGCGCCGCCGCCCCGGCCACCAGCAGCGCCAGAGCGGCGGCACCGGCCCCGCGACGGUGGCGGCAGCGCGCGCGGCUGCCGUCGCCGGUCUCGGCCGUGGCGGCGGAGGCGCCCUCGGCGCCGUCGCCGUCCGGCGGGGAGGAGAAGGAGAAGGAGAAGGAGGAGGGGCAGUUCGACUGGCUGGACCAGUGGUACCCGCUGGCCCCCGUGUGCGACCUGGACCCCGGCGCGCCGCACGGCAAGACGGUGCUGGGCCUCCGCGUGGUGGCCUGGUACGACCGCGCCGUGGACGAGUGGCGCGUGUUCGACGACGCCUGCCCGCACCGCCUGGCGCCGCUCUCCGAGGGCCGCAUCGACGACAAGGGCCGCCUCCAGUGCGUCUACCACGGCUGGUGCUUCGACGGCCGCGGCUCCUGCCAGUUCAUCCCACAGGCCCCCGCCCUCGGCCCACCUGUGCACAAGAACAGCAAGGCGUGCGUGGCGUCGUACCCGAGCGUGGUGCAGAACAACAUCCUGUGGUUCUACCCGAGGGCCGACGAGGAGCACCAAGACAUUCUGCAGAGGAAGCGCCCGCCAUUCAUCCCGGAGAUCGACGACCCCUCCUUCGUCACCGUCUACGGCGUCAGGGACCUCCCCUACGGCUACGAUGUGCUGGUGGAGAACCUCAUGGACCCUGCCCACGUCCCCUACGCGCACAAGGGGCUGAUGGGCAAACUUCGCAAGAAGGAAGACCCCGGAAGAGUUGAGUUCGACGUCGAAGGCGGCGGGCCAGUGAAGAUGAAGAUAGCGGAGGCGGAUAUCGCCGGGUUCCUGUCGGAGCAGGACAAUAGCGGAUACUUCCGGUACGUCGCGCCGUGCACCUUCUACGGCUCGCCCCUCCCAAAAGAGGAAAAGGGACAGGAGAAGAAGAAGAAGAAGAAGCCGCCUCAGUUCAUGCUGGUGUUCAUGUGCGUCCCGGUGUCUCCAGGGAAAAGCAGGGUGAUCUGGGCGUUCCCGAGGAACGUCGGCGUCUGGCUCGACAAGGUCAUACCGCGGUGGUACUACCACAUCGGCCAGAACGCCAUCCUGGACUCAGACAUCUACCUCCUCCACAUCGAGGAGCGCAACUUCGCCGCGGCGGGCAUCGAAAACUGGCAGAAAGCCGUGUAUGUGCCGACGUCGUCGGACAACAUGGUGAUUGCCUUCAGGAACUGGUUCAGAAAACACUGCAAGAGUCAGGUCGGCUGGGCCGCCCCGACGGUCGGUCAGCUACCAGAGACUCCAACCAAAGACAAGCUCAUGGAGAGGUACUGGUCGCACGUCGCGCAGUGCAGGAGCUGCAGCGCGGCGCUGAAGGGCAUGAAGGCGCUGGAGGUUGCCCUGCAGAUUGCGUCGGUGGCAGUGGUCGGGUUCCUCGCCGUCGCCAAGGGGACACUGGUGACAUCGGUGGUGCAGAGAGCCGCCGUUGUGUCCUUGGCUGUGCUGUGCUUCGCCGCGUCCCGUUGGCUGGCGAGCUUCAUCGAGAAGAACUUCUAUUUCCAGGAUUACGUCCAUGCCUACAAGUGAAGGCCAUAAUCCUGCGCCUUCUGUUGCUAGGAUUUUGUAGCUCCUGACUUGAUGCAGCUUUAGGAAGUGUACAUGAAACACAUUGCUUUAUUUGAUACCAAUAGUAGCUGUAUAUAAAGCAACUAGUUUUUUCUUUUCAAACCAAAACCGGCUUCGGAUUUUCAUUCAAAUCCAGUGCCUAAAUGCUAAAUGCGGGACAAAAGGAAAUUAAGAAUUUUGUAUCAA